This is a messenger RNA of Herpailurus yagouaroundi (jaguarundi), 5185 nucleotides long. It is a transcript of the gene DNAJC6, whose product is annotated as DnaJ heat shock protein family (Hsp40) member C6. The transcript has 19 exons. Gene Ontology annotation, cellular component: cytoplasm; postsynaptic density; intracellular membrane-bounded organelle. The coding region runs from base 192 to 2933 and encodes 913 amino acids. Lineage: Eukaryota; Metazoa; Chordata; Mammalia; Carnivora; Felidae. Gene Ontology annotation, molecular function: clathrin binding. Gene Ontology annotation, biological process: dephosphorylation; synaptic vesicle uncoating; clathrin-dependent endocytosis. The record is from RefSeq and is a predicted model, not a curated record.
UCAGCUCCAGCAUAAGCAAAAUUAUCACCCCGCACACUGACUUGCAUGCAAUUAUCAGAGCUCGGGUGCUCUUCCGUUGAGGGACUUCGCCCCUGAGAUCGCUGACUUUCUGUGAAUGACAAAUCAAAAGUCAGGUUUGGAGAACCAGCCCGACUUUCCUGCUCAUUUGCAGCAGAGGGAGGAAAGAGAGAAUGAAAGAUUCUGAAAAUAAAGGUGCCUCAUCCCCAGACAUGGAGCCCAGCUAUGGGGGAGGUCUCUUCGACAUGGUGAAAGGAGGUGCAGGGAGGCUCUUCAGUAACUUAAAGGACAACUUGAAAGACACCCUCAAAGACACAUCUUCCAGAGUUAUACAAUCUGUUACCAGCUACACGAAGGGAGAUUUAGACUUUACUUAUGUUACCUCCAGAAUUAUUGUGAUGUCCUUUCCUCUGGACAAUGUUGACAUAGGAUUCAGGAAUCAGGUGGAUGACAUCCGAAGCUUUUUGGAUUCCAGACAUCUUGACCACUACACGGUGUACAAUCUGUCACCCAAGUCUUAUCGAACUGCCAAGUUUCAUAGCAGGGUCUCAGAAUGCAGUUGGCCCAUUAGGCAGGCCCCCAGUCUGCACAACCUUUUUGCUGUGUGUCGGAAUAUGUAUAAUUGGCUACUACAGAAUCCCAAAAACGUCUGUGUUGUCCACUGCUUGGAUGGACGGGCAGCAUCGUCAAUUCUGGUUGGUGCUAUGUUCAUUUUCUGUAAUCUCUACUCUACUCCUGGCCCAGCCGUUCGAUUGUUAUAUGCAAAGCGACCCGGAAUCGGACUGUCGCCAUCCCACAGGAGAUACCUGGGCUAUAUGUGUGACCUCCUAGCAGACAAGCCCUACCGCCCUCACUUCAAGCCUCUCACGAUUAAGUCCAUCACUGUCAGUCCAGUCCCUUUUUUUAACAAACAGAGAAAUGGAUGUCGUCCUUACUGUGAUGUACUGAUUGGAGAAACCAAAAUAUAUACGACCUGUGCAGAUUUUGAACGAAUGAAAGAAUACCGUGUCCAAGAUGGAAAAAUCUUUAUUCCCUUGAGCAUCACUGUGCAAGGAGAUGUGGUUGUUUCCAUGUAUCACUUGAGGUCAACCAUUGGGAGCCGACUACAGGCUAAGGUGACCAACACCCAGAUAUUCCAGCUUCAGUUUCAUACUGGAUUCAUACCACUGGAAACCACAGUUUUAAAGUUCACCAAACCUGAAUUGGACGCAUGUGAUGUACCAGAAAAAUAUCCUCAGCUAUUUCAGGUGACUUUAGAUAUAGAACUACAGCCCCACGACAAGGUGAUAGACUUAACCCCACCAUGGGAACAUUACUGCACGAAAGAUGUCAAUCCCAGCAUCCUCUUCUCUUCUCACCAGGAGCAUCAAGAAACUCUGGUCUUAGGAGGACAGGCUCCAAUAGAUAUCCCUCCGGACAACCCCAGGCAUUUUGGGCAAGGUGGCUUCUUUUCCUCUCUCUGUUGGCAAGAUCAGAAAUCGGAAAAAUCAUUCUGUGAGGAGGACCAUGCUGCCCUAGUGAAUCCAGAAAGUGAGCAAUCGGAUGAUGAACUUCUGACCCUUUCCAGUCCACAUGGCAAUGCUAGUGGUGACAAACAGCAUGGAGCUAAAAAGCCCAGCAAAAAGCAGCAGGAGCCAGCUGCCCCUCCACCCCCUGAAGAUGUGGACCUUCUGGGUCUAGAAGGAUCUGCAGUGAGUAAGAACUUCUGUCCGCCAGUGGCUCCUCCCACUAAUUCUGAACUGCUGAGUGACCUGUUUGGAGGUGGAGGUGCGGCGGGGGCUGCCCAGGCUGGACAGUCAGGGGUGGAAGACAUGUUUCAUCCGAGUGGACCUGCGUCUACCCAGUCGACACCACGCCGCUCUGCCCCCUCCACCUCUGCAUCUCCAACCCUAAGAGUGGGAGAAGGUGCCACCUUUGACCCAUUUGGAGCACCUUCUACACCAUCAGGUCAGGAUUUGCUGGGUUCUUUUCUGACCACAUCUAGUGCUUCCAGUGACCCCUUUCUUCAGCCUACAAGAAGUCCUUCACCUACAGUGCAUGCGUCUAGUACACCUGCUGUGAACAUUCAGCCAGAUGUUUCGGGAGGUUGGGAUUGGCAUACCAAACCAGGAAGCUUUGGAAUGGGAAGCAAGUCAGCUGCCACCAGCCCAACAGGAUCCUCGCAUGGCACGCCCACGCAUCAAAACAAACCGCAGACUCUGGAUCCUUUUGCUGACCUUGGGACUCUAGGUAGUUCUUCCUUUGCCAGCAAACCCACCACACCAACUGGACUGGGUGGAGGAUUUGCGCCUCUCAGCUCACCGCAGAAGGCAUCUCCGCAGCCUAUGGGUGGAGGGUGGCAGCAGGGAGGUGGCUACAACUGGCAGCAGACACAGUCCAAGCCACAGCCCAGCAUGCCCCACUCCUCUCCCCAGAACCGACCCAACUACAAUGUGAGCUUCUCGGCCGUGCCUGGGGGGCAGAAUGAACGUGGGAAAGGAUCAGCUAAUUUGGAAGGGAAACAAAAAGCAGCUGACUUUGAAGACCUACUUUCUGGUCAAGGUUUCAAUGCACACAAAGACAAAAAGGGGCCUCGAACAAUAGCUGAGAUGAGAAAGGAAGAAAUGGCUAAGGAAAUGGAUCCUGAGAAAUUAAAGAUUCUGGAAUGGAUUGAAGGUAAAGAGAGAAAUAUCAGAGCACUUCUGUCCACGAUGCACACUGUGUUGUGGGCUGGGGAGACCAAGUGGAAACCAGUUGGCAUGGCUGACCUGGUAACACCUGAGCAGGUGAAAAAGGUAUACAGGAAGGCUGUGCUGGUGGUGCACCCAGAUAAAGCUACUGGGCAACCCUAUGAACAAUACGCAAAGAUGAUUUUUAUGGAGCUCAAUGAUGCCUGGUCUGAGUUUGAAAACCAAGGUCAAAAGCCCUUGUAUUAGUUUUUGAGCUUUUCCAUUUCUGCUGCAGACCUGUGCUAAUGCUUAGUGUGUGUCACAGUUCUGAAGUUUUCACAGGUGAACCAAAAACUCCAGUAACAUGUAUCCAGUACUAAACUGUUAAAUUACUCGUGAAUUAAUUACUCAUUGAUAAGGAAUGUGGAUGUUUAUUUCCUCAAGUCCCCAGCAUAAAAGGUCCAGAGCAGGGAAGGAACUUUUAGUCAGAGGACCUUGUGGAGUUCCUACAUUCCAGCCUGCCCUUUGGGGGGCAGACUCAGCAUUUUGUGGGGAAAUGGAAACCAGAGGCCACCAAAGGCAUAGCACCCAUCUCAUUGUAUGAGAAUAGGAUUAAUGAGCAAAAGCUAUGAUAAUAGAAGUACAUGGUGGAUUUUAACUAAUGGUUUUUAGAUUUUCUUGGAAAGAUGUCAUUAAAGCCAUGGCUUUACAUUGACUUUAGGAACACAACCACCAAGUAUUUUAUUUUUGUGGAAAUUUACAAUGGUCUUUAGCAUAAUACUGUAUACGUCUUUGGGUCAAGAGGACAAUGUAAAUUGUGGGAAGUGAUUGUAUUACAAUCCAGUGAUUGCCAACCCUGGAUAAGCUAAAAAUUAGUGCAAAUGCUGACUGAAGAAAACAGGGACUCUGUGGAGAGAGAAAUCUUUGUUCCUGGUCAGAAAGUUGGGCUGCUACCUUCCUCUCCCUAGAAAACUGUAGUUGCUUAAAGAAAAUGUCUUAAGGACGUAACUUCAACUCUAAACCUGAUUUGGAAGAAACUUAUCAUUUUGUCAUAAGGCUUCAUGCUCUUCCUUUUGCUUAGCCAAGAAAAUAUUUUUAGCUGGAAACAGGUUGUAAAGCAGUUUGGCACACCACAACGUAUCAGGACCAGUGUCUAGUAAGGAGUCCCUGUCCUCUAGUUUUGUGAGUGGUUGUGGUAAGAGAGUAGAAAACAACACAACACCAGUGACGAGACAGGUGCAGUUGGAGCGGGAGAGCUGUGCUCACCUUCGGACCGGACCGAGUCAGAUGGCUGGUCAGGAUUUGCUUGGAGGGACCAUGUUCUCCUCCCCACCUGUUGAAACUGGAUCCCUUGGAUUAUUACAGUGGGGGUUGGUGUUUUAAAAGUAGUCGGGGGUCUACAGGAAUAACAUUCAUGCAGGGACAUCUGUGAAAGCAAAGUAAGAAUGAAACCUUUGCAGACUUCACACUGGUUGGAUUGCACUUCAGUGUUUUGGCUGUUCCUCAUUUUGAGGGAUCAGCAGUUGCCAUCCCGUGACUUGAGGGGGAUCUCUUUUGGUGUGCACAUCCAUGAUGUGCAUAGUAUAUAUAUGCAAAGCAGAUGGGCAAAAAGAUUUCCAUGCUAAUCUUAAAAGGUUCAUGCUCAAUAUGGUGAAAAGCUUUCAAAAGUUGUUUUUAAAAGACAAUCAUUUUUUGUUCCUAUUUUAAUUUUCUUGUGGCAAACUGUACCAGAAAAGCAGCAUGUCAAAGAUACUUCAUGUUCUGUAUAGAUAUCUCUCUCUUUUUUUCUUGCUUGCUUGCUUUCUUUCUCUUCCUCCUUUUCCUUUUUUUUUAUUAUUAUAAAUAUUUAUUAUUUAUUUUACCCUUUACUGACAAUGUGAAACUCACAGAAAAUGUUCUCCUUUUAAAUAUACAGCUGUAAACCGUCAAGGUAACCAUAACAAACUAGGUGUUAUUUAUUAACGUAUUAUGAAAUAAUGUUUGAACCAGUAUGUGCUUGUCUUAUUUAAAGUUGGAAUGUGAGACAUGUUGCUGUGACCUGGUUUUUUUUUUUUCUCAUUCACGUUUGUAGAUAUUGUGUGAACUACAGUAUAUAAUGAUAAUAAUUAAAAGGAUAUUAUGUGAAUGUCACGUACAUUUUGAAAUGAUAGAACUCCAUUAGCUUUGUAUCAUGUUUGGAUAAUUCAUCAAUGUUCACAGUUUAAAACAUCAUUAAACAUUAUGUAAUUAGCAAUGAGAAAGAAUCUUACCUAACUUAUUAAAUUUGGGAUUUCCCUCAUCUCUUUUCCAGAUACAUUAUAAUUCUGGACCCCUAUUUAUCUCAAAACUCUUAACAUAUGCAGACCAACAGAUUUUUGCAUUCCUUUUAAAUAUCUGGUUGUGACAAAGCUUGUUGUUGAUCAGAUUCACUGUUUCAUUCAUGUUAUUGUAAUAUAUUUUUUGUUUUGUAAAUAAGUUACACACAACAAAAUGUGAUUGGUCUAAAAUAUUUGUAAUGUAUAUUAAAAGGCUCAAAAAUA